GCCUCUCUCUCUCUCUACCAGUCGCACACCCCAUAGCCUCAGCAAAAAAGCAAUGACUAAACCUAAAAACCGACCAGAAGAGACUCCGAAACCCAGUGAAGAAGGGCCCAUAUCCGAGCAAUCCUUCUUCUGCUGGCCAGACCUGAGAUCCCUUCUCGGUCUGUGCUGCCGCACCUGCAACUCCCAACAACUCUUUCACGUAUCGGAUUUUCCUCUGUCUCCCAUUACUGGUACAUUUUUUGGCCACAAAAAUGACAAAGUAAGCUUUUGCUUCCAACAAAAUCCAUCCGUUUUUCCGCCAUUUCUGGUCAUUGAUCUUCCAAUGCUAACUUCUAAGUUAGCUGAUGAAAUGCAGUACGGGUUAGUGAGAUUAACGUUAGAAUGUGUAAAUUGUUCAGAAAACUUCCCUCAAAACAGUGAAAAUCUUCAUGUUUUUGAGGGAGAGAGCUUUGUGACUUACUUUAAUGGACGGAAAGUGGGGUUUUCGAUGAAGCGACAGAUGAAUGCAGACCAAGUGACGACGUUUAUGACUAUAGGGAACAUGACAGCAGGUGCCGGAGUCUUCCCAGAAAACCUUGGUUUGGACGGGAAAACAAAGUCUGACGAAGGGGAGUUUAUGUACCUUAGGGCGAGCUUUCGUAGAGUGGUGGGCUCGGUUAACUCCGAGUCGUUUCAUAUGAUAGACCCGGCCGGUUCCACUGGUCAAGAGCUCAGCAUUUUCUUUGUGAGGUUUGAUUCUUAG
Molecule: messenger RNA, 742 nt
Organism: Amborella trichopoda
Lineage: Eukaryota; Viridiplantae; Streptophyta; Magnoliopsida; Amborellales; Amborellaceae
Product: protein MIZU-KUSSEI 1
Biological process (GO): hydrotropism
Source: RefSeq, a predicted model, not a curated record